AUGGAAAAGUUCCCAGAAGACCGCGAGACCGACCCCAGCCCUUCGCCACCAGUUGACGUUCGACCAGACGCACUGCAGCUAUCCAACGAGCCUCUAGUGCACACAUAUCCUGAUGGCGGACGCAGAGCAUGGUUGACGGUCGCUGGGGCCUGGUGUUGCAACUUCGCCUCCUUCGGCUGGACAAGCAGCAUUGGGGUCUUUCAGGCCUACUAUUCCCAGAACCAACUUUCUUCCUACUCCUCGUCGUCAGUGUCUUGGAUCCCGUCAGCCAAUGUCUUCAUGCUUAUAGUUCUCGCUCCGGUCUUCGGCAAGAUUUUUGACGACUAUGGGCCCCGUUUCGCCGUUAUCGUAGGCGCAACUGCUCAUAUUCUUGGACUCGUCUUUCUCAGCCUCAGCGAUGAAUAUUACCAGAUCUUCCUUUCGCAGAGUAUCCUGUCGGGUAUUGGGGCGUGUUCUCUGUUCUACUCGGGAAUGAACGCUGUCAGUACCUAUUUCAAGGUGAGAAGGGCUUUGGCUAUCGGUAUCGUCGCGAGCGGCUCCUCUUUGGGUGGUGUCAUUCAGCCAAACCCACUUCACUCUCUAAUGGCGCAUACUGCUCGCAGAAUUAUGUUCAACAACCUCAUUGCAGAUGGCUUAAGCUUUGGAUGGACAAUACGCGCGCUCGCUCUGACUUUCCUUAUCCUCCUCGCCUUUGCCAGCUUAGUGACGACCUCAAAUCUCCAUCAUAAACCAACGCCGGUCUCCUUCAGAACAUUCAUUAACCCAUUCACCGAGCUGAAAUUUGUUUUGCUCGCCCUAGCUGCUUUCUUCGUCUUCUGGGGAGUCUUUAUCCCAAUCAACUAUAUCGUUGUUUACGCCGAAAGCCUUGGCAUGUCAACAAACCUAUCAAACUAUCAACUUGUUAUUCUAAACGCCUCGAGCGUCCUCGCGCGCAUCCUAUGCGGCCUAAUAGCAGACAAAUACGGCUUCUUCAACACAAUAAUCAUCAACGUCGCAAGCAUCGUAAUAUUUAUCUUCGCGCUCUGGUUCAUAAACACAUCCGGCACAACAAUCGCUUUCGCAAUACUCUACGGCUGGGGCUCAGGGUCAUUCAUCUCGCUGCUCCCCGCGUGCAUUGCUCAGAUCUCUGAUAUAAGAGAAAUCGGCGUGCGCGUUGGCAUGACGUACUUUGUCGCGAGCUUUGCUUGUCUUACGGGGAAUCCGAUUAGUGGCGCGCUUAUUCAGGGCGGCGGGGAGGAGACUGCCGAUGCGGAGGAUUAUCGCUACAUGCAAGUGUUUUCGGCGGUCGUUGUGGCUGUCGGGUUGGUGUUUUUUGUUGCUGUUAGGAUGUUCCAGAAACGGGAACUUUGGGUGAAGGUUUAA
Aspergillus versicolor CBS 583.65 is the source of this 1362-nucleotide messenger RNA. RefSeq lists its product as uncharacterized. The coding region runs from base 1 to 1362 and encodes 453 amino acids. Gene Ontology annotation, cellular component: fungal-type vacuole membrane. The record is from RefSeq and is a predicted model, not a curated record. Gene Ontology annotation, molecular function: transmembrane transporter activity. Gene Ontology annotation, biological process: transmembrane transport. The transcript is spliced from 3 exons. Lineage: Eukaryota; Fungi; Ascomycota; Eurotiomycetes; Eurotiales; Aspergillaceae.